Molecule: messenger RNA, 1058 nt
Organism: Leptopilina heterotoma
Lineage: Eukaryota; Metazoa; Arthropoda; Insecta; Hymenoptera; Figitidae
Gene: eIF3k
Product: eukaryotic translation initiation factor 3 subunit K
Exons: 4
Coding region: 140-799 (219 amino acids)
Biological process (GO): regulation of translational initiation
Cellular component (GO): cytoplasm; eukaryotic translation initiation factor 3 complex
Molecular function (GO): translation initiation factor activity; ribosome binding
Source: RefSeq, a predicted model, not a curated record
GCUCGCGCUGUCUGUGUUUUUAACAUAACCUAAAAUAAUAGUUUGCAGAUUUUCUACUCCAAUUUCACACUUAUUUUACGUUUUUUAAUAUUUAAAUAGCAAAACCUAGUUAACUGAUAAGUUUUAAAAAAUUGAAACAAUGGCUGAAGCAAUGAGACAAGCGGUUGUGGAAAUGUUGAAGGGAAUUGAAAGAUAUAAUCCAGAAAAUUUGACAACCUUGGAGAAUUAUGUGGAGAUUCAGGCGAGAGAAAAUGCCUACGAUCUGGAGGCAAAUUUAGCUGUUUUAAAAUUGUAUCAACUUAAUCCUCAACGAUUUAAAGUCAACAUAACUUGUCAAAUUCUUUUGAAAGCUCUUACGAAUUUGCCGCACACAGACUUUGUUUUGUGCAAAUGCCUCUUGAGUGAAAGUAUCAUGGCGCAGGAUCCAAUUAAUCAAAUAAUGUACUUGGGAGAUAUUUUGGAGCAGUGUGACUUUCAGCUUUUCUGGGAACGCGCUCGCACAAUAUCGAAUUUGUACGACAGUAUCGUUGGUUUUCAGGAUUCAAUUCGAAAAUUUGUUUGCCACGUUGUGGGAAUUACAUUUCAAACGAUAGACAAACCUCUACUUUCACAAUUAUUAGGCGAUGUUGAAGACACGACACUCAAUCACUGGGUGCAAAAAUACGGAUGGAGAGAGCAAAGCAGACAAGGAAGAAACAUAAUUUUCAUUGCCAAUCAAGACGAGAAUAUUAAAACGAAAAAUAUCACGGAAAAAAUUGAUUUUGAAAAUGUUGCCGGUUUAAUGGCCGCAUGCUUAUAAUUUACACAAAAAACAAAUUUCACUUUUCUAAACAAUCCAAUUUUGUAACCAUUUUUUUUUACUCCCAAAAAUGAAUAGUCAUCAAAUUAUAUGUUUGUUUCAAAUUUAUUUCACAUUAUUCAAAAACUUAAAAUAAAUAAGAUUUUCCUAAAGAAUCACAGAAUACUUUAAUAUAUUCGUACGAAAAACGUUUACAUUAAUGCGAUAUGAUCAUUGGCUCACAAGUCACUAAUUGGAAUAAAUAUACUGAUACAGUUUA